GUUGGGCUUUCACUUUCUCUGCCUUUUAAUCUAUUAUUACACCCAGUUUGUUUAGGGGAAUCUUGUUGAGCUUUUUUGUUUUUGCAUUUUUCUCCGGCUGUUGUUUAACUAAUCCGGAGGUCGCUCUUUGGCAGCUACUGCUUAGUUUUGGCUUGGUUGUAGCAUCAUGCUGGCUCGCCCUACAUCAUGACUGUCGAGAACCCUUAUGAUUACCUCAACACAGUGAACCUUGUCACACAAUGUCUCUGCAUUCCUAUUGUGACCAUCUUUGUGGCCAUGCGGUUCAGCAUCCGUACAUACUACAAGCAGUUUGUUGGCGUUGAAGACACGACAUGUCUCUUCGCAUGGAUCCUUUUCAUGGGAUAUUGCGGUAUUGGCAUAGUAGUGGGCAAGUAUGGCGGCGGGUAUCACAUUGACGACGUGUCUGCUCCGCAUCAGAUUCAAUUCCGAAAGUACUGCUACAUCGCCACGGUCCUCUACUGCCCCAUGGCCCUUCUCACCAAGAUCGCCCUCCUCUCCAUCCUCAUCCGUAUCUUCUCGCCUUACAAAUCCAAGAUCAUCUUCAUCUACGUCUUCCUGGGCUGUCUCGCAAUCUACUACACCGUCGCCGAGAUCGUGAAAAUCCGCAUGUGCGACCCUGUUCCCGGGUACUGGGACCAACGAAUAAACGCCUCCUGUCUGGACCAGCGCGCGGCGCUCAUCGCCGAUUCCGUCAUCAGUGUCGUCAGCGAUCUCAUUAUCCUUGUUCUGCCACUGCCCUUGACGUGGUCGCUACAAAUGUCUCGGAACAAGAAACUGCGAGUGGUGGGCAUGCUAUCGGCCGGAGGGCUGGCCACUGCAUUCAGUAUCUACCGACUAGUGCUGGUGCUGAAGGAUGGAAACUCCGCGGACCAAACAGUGAUGUUUACCUGCGUUAUUCUGUCUGGAAACGCCGAAGGUGGCGUCGGACUGAUCUGCGCCUGUCUCCCAACAUUCAACAUUGUGAUUCGCAAGCUGCGCUCGAAGGCCUACAGCUCGAAUCGCUACUACCAGCCCGAGUCGUCCGUACCACUCAGCAAGAUGAAGGCCAGCGCGGGCAAAGGCUUCUCGAUGGCUUCGAAACGCGACCACGACUUCGGUUCUGAUCAAAGCCACCUGAUCACCUACGCCGGCACGGUCGACAUGGGCAGCAGCGCCGGCGUCGCGGCUGGAUCGCCAGACACAAACGGCAUCCACAUCCACAAGACGGUUGACGUGUCGCAGACGGUGGAGGUGGUGGACGAGCAUGACCAGGAGCAGGGGAGGGUCUCCUCGGGGUCAGGGUCUGAUCACCACCGAAGAUUCUGAAAUUGAGUC
Molecule: messenger RNA, 1335 nt
Organism: Aspergillus melleus
Lineage: Eukaryota; Fungi; Ascomycota; Eurotiomycetes; Eurotiales; Aspergillaceae
Exons: 6
Coding region: 187-1326 (379 amino acids)
Source: RefSeq, a predicted model, not a curated record